Homarus americanus (American lobster) is the source of this 552-nucleotide messenger RNA. RefSeq names its product cathepsin L-like. Gene Ontology annotation, molecular function: cysteine-type endopeptidase activity. The annotation marks the transcript as partial. The transcript has 4 exons. Gene Ontology annotation, cellular component: lysosome. Gene Ontology annotation, biological process: immune response. NCBI's taxonomy places the organism in Eukaryota, Metazoa, Arthropoda, Malacostraca, Decapoda, Nephropidae. The record is from RefSeq and is a predicted model, not a curated record.
AUGGAAAAGUCUGAGCUGGAGUACAAUAAGCAGUACAACACUGAUGUGAAGGAACAAUUCCGCAUGAAGAUUUUCAUGGAUAACAAACACAAGGUUCUGGAACACAACAAAAAUUUUGCCCAGAAUAUGACUUCCUUCAAACUCAAACUUAACCACCUAGGAGACAUGUUGAGGCAAGAAAUUAUCUCUUCUAUGACUGGCUUCACUGAAAUGGACACCAAAAAUGGCGUCCAAAACAUAACUGCCAUCUACAUUCCUCCCGAUGACGAUGUGCUGCUGCCCUCCUCUGUUGACUGGCGCAAGAAGGGUGCUGUAACUGAAGUCAAGAAACAGGGGCAGUGUGCUUCAGGCUGGGCAUUCUCAACAACCGGGUCACUUGAGGGUCAGCACUUCCGCCGAUGGAGUCGUCUGCUCAACAUCUCGGAGCAGAACCUCAUAGACUGCUGCCACCUGUGUCAAGGAUGCCAGGGUGGACGUAUGGACUACGCUUUUCCAUACAUCAUGCAAAAUAAUGGCAUUGACAGUGAGAGUUACUACCCUUAUGAGGCCAGA